CAGGAGCUUGCGGCGAGUGUCGCGUUGCGUCCUUCUCUACUGCUGUCGGUCGUGCGGCGGCCUUCGGCGCGGUCGGGGCCCAAGGGAACUACCUGGAACCUGGAAAUCCGGAAAGCUCGAGACUCGCUACGUGGCCGAAGCGCGGCGAGGACUUUUACAUCCGGACGUUGGCGCUCGCCCUCGCCACACGUGUUGCAGCCCGCAUCCCACCUCCAGAAAUGACCAGAACCUUGCGGCCCACUGAGGGUGUGCGCUGAGGGUCUGCAGACUGCAGAGCCGUGCAUAGUGAUCUUCAAAUUUCACAAGAGGCCGCAGGGACAACGCUUGGCCCAGAGCAGGCUCUCAGCAAACUGGAUGCGUGAAUGCGGGAACGAACCUCCACUGUUCCAGAAGGUGAGGAUUCCAGGCUGAGGGAGGAGGUGGAGGUCAGCCCCAUGGCCGCUGCACAGGAUUCAAAUGAGAUUUCCUAUUUGCUCCCUCCAAACCGUAAGGACUGGGAAGAGCAAGGUGUUCCCGACUUUGUCUACCAGCAGAAGGAACUUCUGGAAGGGAUUCAGUGGCCAAGGACCGCACCCAGCCUCCGGGACAGGACACCCGGGUCUCGCUUCGACUCUGCUCUCUGCGCCGCCUGGAGGCAGCGGAUGGAACUGGGGCUCUUCCGCUACCGCCUUGGGGAGCUGCAGACCCAGACCCUCCCUGGUGUGGUGGGUUUUGUGGCUCAGCUGAAUGUGGAGCGAGGUGUGCAGAGGAGGCGCCCCCAGAACAUCCGGAGUGUGAAGCAGGCAUUUGACCCCGAACAGUUUAACUUCAACAAGAUCCGGCCAGGAGAAGUCCUCUUCCGUUUGCUCCGGCAGCCCGAUCUCCCAGGUGCUCUCCAGCAAGAGGACAUCCUCGUCAUGAUCAAUGUCAGCCCCUUGGAGUGGGGCCACGUGCUGCUGGUGCCCGAGCCCACCCGGGGGCUCCCCCAGCGCCUGCUGCCAGGCGCACUGCGGGCCGGCGUCGAGGCUGUGCUGCUGAGCUCACACCCGGGCUUCCGCGUCGGCUUCAACAGCCUGGGUGGCUUGGCCUCGGUGAACCACCUGCACCUGCACGGGUAUUACCUGGCUCACAGACUGCCCGUGGAGGGGUCACCGAGCGAGCCCCUGGACCCUGGGGGCCGUUUGCACCUGCUCCGGGCCCUCCCCGCUCCCGGCUUCCUCUUCUACACAAGUGGGCCAGGGCCUGACUUGGAAGCCCUCGUAGACAGGGUAUGUCGGGCCACUGACUACCUGACGGACCAUGAGAUUGCCCAUAAUUUGUUUGUGACCCGGGGGGCCCCACCUGGAAAGACAUCACCAUCCUCCGCUCUCACAGGCAUCCGAGUAAUUCUGUGGGCCCGGAAGUCCAGCUUCGGGGUAAAGGAGGGCGAGGCGUUCAAUGUCGCCCUCUGUGAGCUGGCCGGGCACCUCCCCAUCAAAACGUCCCAGGAUUUCGGCAGUCUGACGGAGGCGGCUGCUCUGGCCCUCAUUCGAGACUGUCUGCUGCCCCCAGCCCAGGCGGAGGAAGUACAGGCAGCACUGGUGGCCUUGAUUGCCCAGGAUGAACAGUAAUCCUUCUAGAAGUAUGUAUUUUCUACCCGGUCUAAGUCCCUUUCCAGAAAGCUGUCCACAGUGGUCGCUUGGGGUUCCAUGGCUGCUGCCUUACCCGCUUACCCCCAGGGGGAGGGGUAAAGAACUAUUAAGUGGUCUCUGUAAAGAGAAGAAACCUUAGAAUAAAUUGAAUGAUUGCACCGUUA
This is a messenger RNA of Enhydra lutris kenyoni (northern sea otter), 1774 nucleotides long. Its product is annotated as GDP-D-glucose phosphorylase 1. The record is from RefSeq and is a predicted model, not a curated record. Gene Ontology annotation, molecular function: GDP-D-glucose phosphorylase activity. The coding region runs from base 363 to 1589 and encodes 408 amino acids. Gene Ontology annotation, biological process: glucose metabolic process. NCBI's taxonomy places the organism in Eukaryota, Metazoa, Chordata, Mammalia, Carnivora, Mustelidae. The transcript is spliced from 3 exons. Gene Ontology annotation, cellular component: cytoplasm.